Molecule: messenger RNA, 1829 nt
Organism: Gavialis gangeticus (Gharial)
Lineage: Eukaryota; Metazoa; Chordata; Crocodylia; Gavialidae
Product: guanine nucleotide-binding protein subunit alpha-14
Exons: 8
Coding region: 1-1104 (367 amino acids)
Biological process (GO): adenylate cyclase-modulating G protein-coupled receptor signaling pathway; action potential; phospholipase C-activating dopamine receptor signaling pathway
Cellular component (GO): heterotrimeric G-protein complex
Molecular function (GO): G-protein beta/gamma-subunit complex binding; G protein-coupled receptor binding; guanyl nucleotide binding
Source: RefSeq, a predicted model, not a curated record
AUGAGGGACUGCCAAAGAAGAAGAAGAUACCAUAUAUAUUGCCUUUUCAAGGAGAAGAUUAUGUCAAAAUUUGACAAAGUUCUUCGGGUAAAUCCGAUCGAGCGGCAGCUGCGGCGGGACAAGCGCGACGCGCGCCGGGAGCUCAAGCUGCUGCUGCUGGGCACAGGAGAAAGUGGAAAAAGUACCUUUAUUAAACAGAUGAGGAUUAUUCAUGGAUCAGGUUACACAGACGAGGACAGGAAAAGCUUCACAAAAUUGGUUUAUCAAAACAUAUUUACUGCCAUGCAAGCUAUGAUCAGAGCCAUGGAUACAUUAAAGAUACAGUACACUUCUGCAGAGAACAAGGAAAAUGCUCAGACAAUCAGAGAGGUGGAGGUAGAUAAAGUAACAAUGUUGGAAAGAAAGCAAGUGGAAGCAAUCAAGAAGCUCUGGGAAGACCCAGGAAUCCAAGAGUGCUAUGACAGACGGAGAGAAUACCAGCUCUCUGAUUCUGCUAAAUAUUACCUUACCGACAUUGAUCGUAUCGCUAUGCCAUCAUUUGUGCCAACUCAGCAAGAUGUCCUUCGUGUCAGAGUGCCAACCACUGGAAUUAUUGAGUACCCUUUUGAUUUAGAAAACAUCAUUUUUAGGAUGGUAGAUGUCGGUGGCCAGAGGUCUGAAAGGAGAAAGUGGAUUCACUGCUUUGAAAGUGUUACUUCCAUCAUUUUCUUAGUUGCAUUAAGUGAAUAUGACCAGGUCUUGGCUGAAUGCGAUAAUGAGAAUCGAAUGGAAGAAAGCAAGGCCUUAUUUAAAACUAUCAUCACAUAUCCCUGGUUUCUGAACUCUUCAGUCAUUUUGUUCUUAAACAAAAAGGAUCUUUUAGAAGAGAAAAUCAUGUACUCCCACCUAAUCAGCUAUUUCCCAGAAUACACAGGACCUAAGCAAGAUGUCAAAGCUGCCAGAGACUUCAUUUUGAAGCUAUAUCAGGAUCAGAAUCCAGACAAAGAGAAAGUAAUCUACUCCCAUUUUACUUGUGCCACAGACACGGAGAAUAUACGCUUUGUCUUUGCGGCUGUCAAGGAUACUAUCCUACAGUUAAACCUGAGGGAGUUCAAUCUAGUGUAAAGAAAAAAACACAGCUUAGAUCAAGAGAGUAAUUUAUCCAGAUAGUGUAGCUCAUUUAAAAAAAAACCCCAUUGUUUGCAGACUUUAACAAUCGCUACAAAAGACCAAGUAAUGCAGGUACAUAGAUGGCUGUUGUCCUCUGAAAUAGUGUACUUACAGAAAUGGAGGCUUUUCUGUACAUUUGAUGACAUUGAAAUGUUUAUGGAAACUAAUGGAUUAGUAGAACUUUAAGGAAGAAGGUCCAAAUUUGAUGGAUUUUUUUAAAACUAUAUAUUUUAAUAAUUGUUUUAAUUUUUCCUCUUGAUUUUGGUUUUGAGAUUUUUUUUGGUGAAAAGUAUGGUUUUAAGGGUAUUUAAGAAAAGAUAUUUUGUAGAAUUAUAUAUAAGUCUAUUUCCCAUCUACCUGGCAUUUUCUUACUUUUUAAAAUGCAUUUGAUAACCAUUUACAAACAUGGUAUAGAUUUUAAUCAGAGAUGCCUUUAUAAAUUAUGAUAAAAUAAUAGUUUUAGGAUGCUAGAUACUUUAAGAUUCUUUUCAAGUUAGACUGAGCUAUUAAUAUUUUCAAUGAGUGUAAAGCUAUGUGGUAAUGUAAUACUUCAGCAUUUUUAUUAGAGGUAUUUUUGCUAGGUUGACAUGCCAAGCAUGUUAAGGCUGUCUUUGAAAUGUUACAGAAGAUUAAUUAUUGGUGUCCAUGAGGCAAUAUUGCACCUGAGUCAAAAGUAUAAU